Molecule: messenger RNA, 2831 nt
Organism: Durusdinium trenchii
Lineage: Eukaryota; Dinophyceae; Suessiales; Symbiodiniaceae
Source: the annotation of a GenBank genome assembly
ACCACAUGGCCUAAGUGAAGCUGCUGUAUGUUUGUUCUUCAUGAAGUGCUUUGGUUCGAUGAUGUUCCAAGUCUGAUCGGAUCAUUCAGCCUUCCAACCUUUGCGGAGCUGUUUCGCUAAAUGGAGUCAUAGAUGGUGCUUGCUUGUAGGGAUUCUAGAGACAUAUCUCCUCCAGAAAAUGCAGGUCUUGCUAAAGUCCCACCCACCAGCCAACGGCUUUUUUUUUGAAGAGACCGUUUAUGUGCAUAUUAUACAUUAUUAUACAUAUUGUUACCGUCAUGUUGCAUUCUUGCACUGACCAGUAGCUGGCCGUUUUUUGUGACACCCAUCUUUCAAGCCACGCUCUGCCAUGGGGUGCAGUGAAAAACCCGUGCACCGCGCACGUUGCACCACGGUGGCUCAAGCAACACAAUGCCCGGUCGAGCCCAAAGCGCCCGGCGUCAUGGCGAUGACGGAAAGCGUGCUGUGACCUUCCUAGACAGGUCAGCAGCUGAUCAUGGCAAAAGUGCCAUGCAACGCUCGACCAGCGCCAGGGAGAUUCGUCGCCAUCCAAGAGGCGGAGAGAUGCCGCUCCAAACCGCUCCCGAGCGGAGCAGGAGUACUGCCCCCUCACGAGCACGAGACGUCUCCUUUGGUCCUCAGGAUGGCAAGUCGCGCUGGGAUGAGACCCCGAAGCAUCGCGACCGUUCUGCAACCCCGUCAACGAGGGAUCGGACGCCCUCGGCUCCAUCUCCGGUCAAGAUGCCAGCGGGCGGAUAUUCCACUCCGCGCCGCGGCAACUUCCGCGGCGACACGAUCUGGUUCAAGGAUGACCUGACGUCGCAUUCGGCCUCUCGUGCGAUGCAUCGGGAGGCCAGCGGCAGGCGCAGCGAAGCACAGGUCGAUCAAAGCCCAGUGGAUCAGCCCAAGUUUGGUCGCGGGCCGCGCUUCGCUGAGCACCUGACGCAGGAGAAUAGACCCAAGACCAGCAGGCACAUUGUUCACCGGAAUGCUCCACAACAGCCGAAGUGGGAGCAGACCGGCUUUGCUGGCAAGCGGGUGAAGAACCAGCAGCCGCGAGGCAAACGUUGCUUCAUCGGCGCACCCCAUACGGUUCCUUCCUUAGAACCGGCAUGGCCGAGAUGGUCUGUGGGAGCGAGCAGAUGGCAGAGUUCUGGGAAGAAGUGGAGCAUGAGAAUCCAAGCAUGGCCGCAAUCUUCAAUGGGUAUGCAGGCUACUCAGACCAGGCGGCAGAUGCCAACGGCGAGAGAAUCACUGGCACCCGGCACUUCUGGGGUGCCCCACAUGUGACAGACACACAGGGUCUGGAGCAGCUGAUUUGUGGCAGUGACAAGUUGACCGAGCUUAAGGACCAGCAUGAAACAAAACAUGGGGACCUUUCUGGGAUGUUGAAAGGCCUUGCUGGGCGCACUUUGCAGCUGGAUGAUGACGGUGAGAGCCGUGCACGCUCCAAAAAGAACUUCUUAGGCGCUCCACACACGCAGGACACGCCACUCUCUGGCGUUUUGUGUGGAAGCGACAAGAUGCAAGAAUACCGUCAGAAGCACUUGGAGAAGUAUCGUUCUCAAGAGCGGAUGUUUGAUGGACACGCUGGGCUAAGUCUUCAAGCGGACGAUGCGGGCACUGGGCCGGUCCGUCGCCAAGGAAAGCGCGACUUUGGCGGUGCCCCACACGUGGCGGACUCGCAAGACGUGUUCGACUUGGUUUGUGGCUCUCCAACUCUGAAGGAGGCUCAUGCCAAGAAGACAAAUCCCUCACUGCAAAAUAUGUUCGAUGGCUGCGCAGGCCUUUACCUCCAGGAUGAAGACCUUGAGGGUCCACGAAGUCGCGGGAAGAAGAAGGUCAACGCACGAAGUGUUUAUCAUUCUUCACCUAGGCAGCAAUGCUUCGAGAAUGCUUUCCAGCCAAGCGAGUCACCCAGUAGCUAUCGCUCCGAGAUGCCAAAGCUUCCCACCUUGUUCAUCUCGCAUGGCAUCGGGCCAAUGCCUUUGCUCCUGGACGAAGCGCAUCCCUUUCGGCGAUCCUUGGCAGAGAUCCCCUCGCGCUUGCAGCUGGACGAAGAAAAUGUGAGAUGUAUCCUCGUGAUCUCCGCGCACUGGGAGACCAAGGGAGGGCUGGAGGUGACGCUGAGGAGAACCCAUGGUCAGGGGUUGCUCUAUGACUAUGCUGGAGCUCCUGAGAAGACCUACGAGGUACACCAGCGCUUCCACCCAUCAGGUGAUGCAGAAGUGUCGGGUUGGAUCUUGGAUCUCUUAAGUGCGGCUGGGAAGGAGGUCAGACACAAUUCCGGACGAAAUCUCGAUCACGGUGUGUUCGUGCCUCUGACUUUAAUGCCGGAGUUGAUGAACAUCCCAGUGGUACAGCUAAGCCUUCCGGCACUGAGUGGUCAAAGAGGAGCUGAAGUGGCACAGCAUUGCUUGGAGGUGGGCCGGGCUUUGGCUCCUUUGAGGUCCCGAGGUGUUCUGAUCAUCGGCAGUGGGCUAGCGUCCACCGCCUCGGCGAAGCCGCAGCACCUGGAAAGGUGGGCCGAGCAAUUGAAACGCCUCUGCUGCAAAGCGCAGCCUGCCCAACGCUACGAAGGCCUUCGACAGUGGACCUACAUGUUGCCUCACGCUCGAGAGGUACAUGGCCGCGAAGAUCAUUUGUUGCCACUUCACGUUGUGGCAGGUGCUGCUUUGGAUGACCGGGGCCAGGUCCUGGCAGACCUUCGCGAACACGACCGCGCCAUGACGCACUUCACAUUUGGCUGAGUGGUUCUGACAUUUUUGCUGAGCGCCUCAUCUGGACAAAAGGGCACUGGAUCCCAAGAAAUGUCAAGUAAAGGUGCUGCC